Molecule: messenger RNA, 9500 nt
Organism: Carassius carassius (crucian carp)
Lineage: Eukaryota; Metazoa; Chordata; Actinopteri; Cypriniformes; Cyprinidae
Product: collagen alpha-3(VI) chain-like
Exons: 19
Coding region: 390-9500 (3036 amino acids)
Source: RefSeq, a predicted model, not a curated record
UGACUCUCUCUCGCUCACUUUUUUGCACUCUUUGUGCUUUUUCCUUCUUCUCUGUGCAGAGGAAAGUAGGAGGGGUGGAUAAAAUUGGAUGGCUUUUCUCCAGGAUUCUCUGAGUUGUGUGUUCUGUCACAGGCUGGAGUGAGUGGCACUGCUUCUCUGGAGAGAACACAGUCAGCUCAACGGACAACAGUCUCACAAUUGAGCUCCAGCAAACGAGCUAAUCAGCAUCAUUUCUGCCUGCCCCAUCCAGAACAGUUCCCAGAAAGGAUAUACCAGGAAGAUAAUGACAUAAGAGUUGUCUUUUUGCAGUAAUUUGAAAUUCCAUAGAACGUCUGUGGAAUACAGCACUCUGAAUUCUGUAUUCCAGAGCUGUCCAGCUUUUGUGGACAAUGGGGAAGAGCCGGUUGUUACUGUAUGCACUCUGGGGUGUCAUGGUUUUUGGCCUGUUCCAAAAACUUGAAGCUCAGGAUGCCCCUGAGCCAGCCGACCUUGUACUCUUAAUUGACGGAUCAGAGAGUAUUGGAGCUGCCAACUUCCCCCUCAUCAGUGAUUUGGCUGUCCGAGUGAUUGAGGGGCUUGCCGUGGGCAGGGAUGCAAUCCGUGUAGCCCUUAUGCUUUAUGGUGCCGACCCUGACAUUAAGUUCUAUCUCAAUAGCUAUGACAACAAAGAAAGUGUCCUCAGUGCUAUCCGGGGGCUUAAGUACCCUGGUGGUUAUGAGGCAAAUCUGGGGGCUGCUUUGGAGGAGGUGGCAGACAGUCUAUUGGGCCAAGAUGCAGGAGGCAGGGCUGAGGAAGGGGUACCCCAGGUGCUGGUGGUCAUCAGUGCCGGGGAGUCCACUGAUGAUGUCAGUCAGGGCGAGAGGGCCCUAAAGCAGGCCAAUGUGUACACCUUUGGCAUUGCUGUUGGUGAUUCUGCUACUGCCCAGCUGGAAGCUAUUGCUACAGACAAAAGCUUUCUUCUGUCUGCUCCUGAUGUCAGAACAGUGGCAGGCGAGGGUGACCAGAUACUGCAAUACAUUAAUGGGGUUGUCCAGCGCACCAUUGUGGUUGAAAAUGAGUUCACAGAAGCUUUGGCUGUUGGGAAGAGAGAUAUUGUUUUCCUCAUUGACAGUAGCAUGGGUUCCAUCCUAAUCAAUGCAGUGCGAGAAUUCAUCAAAAGGUUUAUUGACACCAUCCCGAUUGGUCCUGAUCAGGUACAGGUUGGAGUGGCCAUGUUUUCCACAACCCCAAGAAUGGAAAUCAACCUCAACUCUUUCAGUUCAAAGGAAUCACUAACUUCUGCCCUUGCGAAAAUAAAACCCAAAGCUUCGAAUGAAGUCAACAUUGGUGCUGCCUUGGAUUUUGUGAGGACCAACAUGCUCACAGCUGAGAGUGGGAGCCGCAUUAAAGAUCAAGUGCCACAGCUUGUGUUGCUCCUAACCAGUAAAAAAUCCAAAGACAGUGUCCAACAACCAGCUGAUGCCCUUCGUAAAAUGGGUGUUCUGACUUUGGCUGCAGGCUCCAAGGCUGCCGAUAAGGAUGAGCUCGGCGAAAUAGCUUUUGAUGACAGUGUGGUUUUCAUGCUGAAGGACUUUAGGGCAUUGUUGCGUAACCCCAAAGUAAUUAUCUCCCCUCUCUCUACAUUGUCUGGUAUUGUUGUAACAGAGGAUCCAACUGACACAGUUGUGGAUGUUACUACGGUCCACAACCAGAGAGUUGUCCGAGACAUUGUCUUCUUGGUGGAUGGAUCUAACUAUGUUGGAAAUAACCUGCAACCUGUGCUGAAUUUCAUUACCGAAGUGGUGAAAAGACUAGACGUUCGACCUGAGCGAGUGCGUAUUGGACUAAUGCAGUUUGCUGAAACGCAGAAAACAGAGUUUUAUCUGAACACUUACAACACCAAACAGGAUGUGCUCUCUGCCAUCGCUCGGCUGAGUUUGAUGGGAGGACGUGCAUUAAACACUGGUGCAGCCCUACAGUAUGCCCUAGAAAACCACUUUCAGCCCUCCGUUGGGUCUCGUAGGAGAGAGAGGAUCCAGCAGGUACUGGUUUUAAUAACAGGAGGACCAUCUGAAGAUGAGGUCAAGAGGAUUGCAGACAAGGUAGCUUUAGCAGGUGUUUUGACAUUCGCUGUUGGAGCUGGCCAAGUGGAGGAACGUUUCCUGAAAACUGUCGCUUUUGUUGAAGAUUUGGCAUACUACAGAAGAAAUUUUGCUGACUUGUCAAGUGUUGUUGAUGAUAUUAUGACACCACUUGUCACUGUUGUUGGGGAAACUACAGAAUCAGAUCUUGAACCACCAAGUCCCCCUGGAGGAGAAAGGGAUGUUGCAUUCUUAAUUGAUGGCUCUGAUGAUGUGAGAAGUGAUUUUCCCUAUAUCCGUGACUUCAUUUCCAAAGUUAUUGAGCCUCUGGAUAUAGGCUUUAACAAAGUACGAGUUUCUGUGGUCCAGCAUAGUGAGAGACCAAGUCCUAACUUCUACCUGAACACUUAUCAAUCCAAAGAUGAGGUGCUGAGAGCUGUAAGUGGACUCAGUCUGGCAGGUGGAAGAAGUUUAAAUACUGGAGUUGCCUUGACUUUCAUGAAAAACACUAUCUUGUCACCAGCAAAUGGUGGUCGAGCCCGUGAAAAUGUUCCUCAAUUUUUGAUAGUUUUGACUGGGGGGAGAUCAAGAGACAGUGUCAAAGAACCUGCAGUUGCCCUAAAGACUGAGGGAGUUGUUCCUUUUGGUGUUGGAGUGAAAAAUGCUGAUCCUAAACAGAUUGAGGCCAUCUCUCACAAUCCAUCAUUUGCUUUCAAUGUGAAGGAAUUCAGCCAGCUCCACACUGUUCAUGAAAGGCUCAAGAACUAUGUAAACCUUCCAAAUCCAGAACUGAAGGAUUUUCUAGAGAAAGGAAUUAACAAACGGGAUAUAGUUUUUCUCCUUGAUGGCUCAGAUGACGCCAAAAAUGGAUUUCUUGCCAUCCGUGAGUUCAUUCGGAGAAUGGCAGAGGAUCUUGACAUUGACCAGGACAUUGUUCGAGUUGCUGUAAUACAGUACAGCGAAGAUGCUUUGACUCAUUUCCUACUUAAUACUUACAGUAGUAAGAAAGCUAUAAUUUAUGCCAUUAAUGGCUUAAGAGCGAAAGGUGGAAGAAAUCUAAAUACUGGGGCAGCACUACAGUAUGUCAGGGACAAUGUUUUCACUGCUGCUUCUGGAAGUAGACAUCAGCUAGGAGUACCUCAGCUGUUGAUUGUUAUGACUGGUGGAGGGUCCAUUGACGAUGUGGCAGGUCCAGCUGAAGAUCUUAAAAAUAUUGGAGUUCUGUCCUUUGCCAUUGGAAUAAAGAAUGCUGUAGAGGCAGAGCUCCAAAGCAUAGCAUUUUCACCUAGAUUUCAUUUUAAUCUUCCAGCCUUUGCUGAACUUUUAAAUAUACAGCCUGAUAUCCUCUCUUUUAUCAAAUCCAAAAUGGGAAUAGAACCCCCUACUAUCAUUGUUGAAUUGGAUGCAGCUCAAAGAGACAUUGUCUUUAUUCUGGAUGGGUCUGAUGACACCAGGGAUGCAUUUAAACAAAUGUGUCAGUUUGUUCAAAGAGUGGUGGACAAACUCAAUAUUGGGCCAAGCAGAGACAGAGUGUCUGUAGUUCAAUACAGCAGAGAGCCACAGGUGCAUUUUUACCUCAACACACAUGCCACAAAUCAAGACAUUCUCAAUUCAAUUGAGAGUCUGAAACACCAGGGAGGAAGUCCCCUCAACACAGGAAGAGCCCUUGAUUAUACCAAAAAGAACAUAUUAAUUGCCUCUUCUGGGAGCAGAAUUCUAGAGGGGGCUCCUCAGGUGCUUGUGCUUGUGACUGGAGGAAGGUCUUAUGAUGAUGUUAGAGCUCCAGCUGCUGCUCUGAAAAAGGAUCAAAUUGUAACAUUCAGUAUUGGCAAUCAAAAUGCAGAUGUUAUUCAACUCCAGGCAAUUUCAUAUACUCCUGGUCAUACCCUUACUGUUCCUCAGUUUGAUGACCUUCAAACCAUUGAACAAAAACUUUUAUCAUAUGUAAAAAGAGUUCCUCGUCAGCCCAGGAGGCUUCCACAAACUGCAACAGAUGCUGGAAAGAGAGAUGUUGUGUUUUUAAUCGAUGGCACUGAUGAAACAAAGGAAAGUUUCUCAGGAAUGCAGAACUUUGUUCAGACCCUGGUUCAGAAACUGAAUGUGGCACCAAAUAAAGAUCGUAUCUCAGUGGUCCAGUACAGUGAUGAUGCAGCCUUUGAUUUCCUUUUGAAUACAUAUUCCUCAUCAGAUGAUGUUAUAAAUAAUGUGAAACGUUUAAUUCAUAAAGGAGGAAGGCAGCGCCACACUGGGGCAGCCCUACAAUAUGUUAAGGACAACCUGUUUUCUGCGGCUGCCGGAAGUAGACUUUUGGAGGGUGUGCCACAGGUUCUAAUUCUUUUGAACUCUGGAAGGUCCAACGAUGACAUACGUGGUCCAGUCAAAGCUUUGAAAGACACUGGUGUCAUUUCAUUUAGUAUUGGUACCACAAAUGCAGAUACACUUGAGUUACAAACAAUAUCCCAUCAGCCGAACUACUUUUUCAUUUCUGAUUUUGAGAGCAUUCUUGAUGUUCAAGAGAAUAUUUUAGAAUUAAUGAACAAGCUAUCUUUCCAAAGGCUACCAACAAUGACACCUCAAGUCUCUGAAUUUGUCAAAAGGGAUGUUGCAUUUCUUAUUGAUGGAUCUGAUGAUUCUAAAAUUGGUUUUGAGGGAAUUCGCAAUUUUAUCCAGAGGAUAGUUGAGAGUCUAAAUGUGGAGGAAGAUCUUGAUAGGGUGGCAGUUGUUCAGUACAGUCGGGAUCCCACAGCUAAUUUUUAUCUCAGCUCAUACUCAACCAAAAAAGAGGUACUUAAUUCCAUACGAUCUAUGAGGCACAAAAGUGGAAGGCCACUGAAUACUGGAGCUGCUCUACUGUUUAUUAAAGAAAAUAUUUUUACACAAUCCUCUGGGAGCAGACAUCACGAGGGUGUACCUCAGAUUCUGUACUUAUUUAGUGGUGGUAGAUCUGGUGAUGAUGUCAGAACCAUUUCACAAAGUUUAAGAGAAAACGACAUAAAAGUCAUUACAAUUGGCACAAGUAAUUCUGAUACACUUGAGUUACAGACAAUGUCUACAACACCAGCAUAUUCUUUCUCUGUCCCUGACUUCACCUCCAUCAACAGCAUUGUCCAAAGAGUUGCCUCUGUUUUGGCAAGUGGUGAUGAAAUUCCUGAGCAGUUUCCAACUCCUGGGGGCCAGACUCUGGAUGCAGGAAGGAAUAUUGUGUUUCUUAUUGAUGGAUCAGAUGAUGCUAGUGAUAGAUUCACAGCUAUACGAGAUUUUGUGGCCAGUUUGGCAGAGAAAUUUGAUGUUGGUAAAGAAAAAGAUCAAAUUGCUGUUGUGCAGUUCAGUAAUACUGCAGCAAUAAGCUUUAAUCUCAGUAGAUACACAUCCACUUCUGAGGUGGCAGAUGCUGUGCGCAACCUCAAACCAAAAGGGGGAAGGCCGCAAUAUAUUGGCCAGGCUUUGCAGUUUGUUAGAGACAGUAUUUUUACCCCUAGUGUUCAAAGUCAGCAAAAAGGCAGUGCUAGCCAAAAUCUUGUGCUUGUGGCUGGUGGCAGAUCAAGAGAUUCUCCUCGUGGACCAGCUAAUACACUAAAGAGUAUGGGAGUAGCCAUUUUUGCCAUUGGGUCAAGGCUGACUGAUCCUAUUGAAAUGGAAGCCAUUUCUUCGAAGAAAGAUUAUGCCUUUGCUGUUUCUGAUUUUCAUGAUUUAAAAAAUUUACACCAAAUCCUCAUUACAAAACUUAUGGGUGGAAGACAAAAAGGAGACAGAGAAGUUGAUGGCACAGGAUUUAAAAGGGAUAUUGCUUUUCUUUUGGAUGGUUCGGACAGUACAAGAAGAGGAUUUCCAGAAAUACGUGAUUUUCUGUACAAUAUUAUCACAAAUCUCAAUGUGGGAAUUAACAAUGAUAGAAUCGCAAUAAUUCAAUACAGCAAUGUAGCUGUAGCAAAUUUUUAUUUGAAUUCAUUCUUAAGAAAGGAAGAUGUAUUGAAUGCAGUAAAAGUGCUUAGCCAUAAAGGUGGAAGGCCCUUAAACACAGGCUCAGCCCUUCUAUAUGUAAAGGAAAAUAUCUUUAUAAGUGCCUCUGGAAGCAGGCACGAAGAAGGCAUCCCUCAAAUAUUAAUUCUCCUGACUAGUGGAAAAUCAAAGGACAGCAUUUCUGAAGCAGCCUCUGCUUUAAAAAAAAGUGGGGCAAUAAUAUAUGGAAUAGGAGGAAAGUACUCAGACUCUUAUGAAUUACAUACACUUUCUUCUGAAAAUAAAGUGAUUUCAUUGGUUGACUUCAGUGAAUUACCAAAAAUCCAGACACAGCUAUUAGAAGCAAUGAAAGCCUUUCCAAGUUACAACAAAAGUGAAACAAUAGCUGAGCGAAAGAGGGAUGUGGUGUUCCUGCUGGAUGGUUCAGAUGGCACUAGGAGCUCUUUCCCUGCGAUGCGCAACUUUGUUGAAAGAAUGGUGGGGAGACUGAAUGUGUCUGAGAACAGAGACCACGUGUCCGUGGUCCAGUACAGCAGAGAUCCAGAGGCCCAUUUCUAUCUUAACACAUACUCAAGAAAGGAGGACAUUCUUGACACUGUCAGAGGUCUGAGGCACAAAGGAGGGAGACCCCUCAACACAGGGGCAGCUUUGCAGUACGUGAGGGACAAUAUAUUCACUGCCUACUCUGGAAGCAGACGUGUAGAAGGUGUGCCCCAGUUACUGAUUCUGCUGAGUGGUGGAAGGUCUUUUGAUAAUGUUGAUAGACCGGCCUCAUCCCUGAAGGAGCUGGGAGUGCUUAUCUUUGGGAUAGGGUCAAAGAGCUCAGACAGCAGCGAACUCCAGAGGAUCUCCCAUGAGCCGAGUUAUGCACUCUCAGUAAGUGAUUUUGCUGACCUUCCAAGUGUCCAACAGCAGCUGUUCAGCAACAUUGACACAGUAUUUGUAGAGGUCACGUCUACCACUACCACGACGAUAGUUCUAUGGCAAAGCAUCUACUGUGUAAUGCAAUAUGCUGUUUUCCCUAUUCCAUUAUUUUUUCCUUACAAUGUCCCCCAUCUUACCCAUGACUGUUAUUUCUUAGCUGAGGGCCGUAGGCAGAGGAGAGAUGUUGUCUUCCUGCUGGAUGGAUCGGAUGGCACUAGGAAUGGGUUCCCAGCAAUGAAAGAGUUUGUGCAAAGAAUGGUGGAGAGAUUGGACAUAGAUGAGAACAGAGACCGCGUUUCUGUUGUCCAGUACAGUGGAGACACAGAAGUCCAUUUUUAUCUUAACACGUACAUGACAAAGGAAGACAUUCUUGACAGUGUCAGAGGUCUGAGGCACAAAGGAGGCAGACCCCUCUACACGGGGGCCAGUCUCCAGUACGUCAGAGACAAUGUCUUUACUGCCACCUCUGGCAGCAGGCGACUGGAUGGUGUGCCGCAGAUACUGGUUUUGCUUAGUGGGGGAAGGUCAUCUGACAGUGUUGAUGCAGCAGCCUCCUCUCUUAAAGAGCUUGGAGUUUUGACCUUUGGAAUAGGAUCGAGGGGCUCUGAUAGCAGAGAAUUGCAGAGAAUUUCAUCCGACCCCAAUUAUGCCCUGACCGUGUCCGACUUCAGUGAGCUUCCAAAAGUCCAAGAGCAGCUGCUAGCCUCUGUCAAGGCUGUUGCAAUUCCCAUCACUCCAACAUCACCAGCUGUCACCGCUGCUUACACCACAUCCAGAAGGGACGUAGUCUUUCUUCUGGACGGUUCAGAUGGCACUAGGAAUUAUUUCCCAGCUAUGCGUGACUUUGUGCAAAGAGUAGUGGAGAAAUUCAACAUAGAGGCCAACAGAGACCGCGUUUCUGUGGUGCAGUACAGUAGAGAUGCUGAGGUCCAUUUCUAUCUGAACAGCUACAUGACAAAGGAAGACGUUCUUGACCGUGUCAGAGGCCUGAGACACAAAGGAGGCAGACCCCUCAACAUGGGGGCAGCUCUCCAGUACGUCAGAGACAGUGUCUUUACUGCCACCUCUGGCAGCAGGCGGCUGGAGGGUGUGCCGCAGAUACUGGUUUUGUUUAGCGGGGGAAGGUCAUCUGACAGUGUCGAUGCAGCAGCCUCCUCUCUGAAAGAGCAUGGCGUUUUGACCUUUGGAAUAGGAUCGAGGGGCUCUGAUAGCAGAGAAUUGCAGAGAAUUUCAUCCGACCCCAAUUAUGCUCUGACCGUGUCCGACUUCAGUGAGCUUCCAAAAGUCCAAGAGCAGCUGCUAGCCUCUGUCCAGGAUGUUGCAAUGCCUGUCACUCCAACUUCUCCGACUCUGACCGCUGAUGACGCCAUAGCCAGAAAGGACGUAGUGUUCCUGCUGGACGCAUCAGAUGGCACUAGAAAUACUUUCCCAGCGAUGCGUGACUUCGUGCAAAGAUUAGUGGAGCAAUUCAGCAUAGAUGCAAACAGAGACCGUGUUGCCGUGGUGCAGUACAGUAGAGACGCAGAGGUCAAUUUCUAUCUGAAUACCUACACAACAAAGGGGGAGAUCUUGAACUCUGUCAGAGGUCUGAGGCAUAGAGGAGGGAGACCCCUCAACACUGGGGAAGCUCUCCAGUACGUGAGGGACAAUGUCUUCACCGCCUCUGCGGGGAGUAGAAAGCAAGCGGGUGUCCCUCAGAUUCUCAUCCUCCUCAGUGGAGGACGGUCAAGUGAUAACAUAGAUACACCUGCCUCCGCCUUGAAACAGGGAGGGAUCUUGAUUUUUGGUGUCGGCACCAGAAAUUCCAGCAGAGAGGUGCAGAGAAUUGCCAAUGAUCCUACAUAUGCACAGUCCAUCAAUGAAUUCUCUGACCUUCCCAGUGUCCAACAGCAGUUUAUCAGCUCCCUCAACAAUGUGCUUGGUCAAGUCAAGCCGGUGACAACUACUGUGCCGGCUGAGCGAAAGAGGGAUGUGGUGUUCCUGCUGGAUGGUUCGGAUGGCACUAGGAGCUCUUUCCCUGCGAUGCGCGACUUUGUUGAAAGGAUGGUGGGGAGACUUAAUGUGUCUGAGAACAGAGACCGCGUGUCCGUGGUCCAGUACAGCAGAGAUCCAGAGGCCCAUUUCUACCUUAACACAUACUCAAGAAAGGAGGACAUUCUUGACACAGUCAGGGGUCUGAGGCACAAAGGAGGGAGACCCCUCAACACAGGGGCAGCUUUGCAGUACGUGAGGGACAAUAUAUUCACUGCCUCCUCUGGAAGCAGACGUGUAGAAGAAGGUGUGCCCCAGUUACUGAUUCUGCUGAGUGGUGGAAGGUCAUUUGAUAAUGUUGAUAGACCGGCGUCAUCCCUGAAGGAGCUGGGAGUGCUUAUCUUUGGGAUAGGGUCAAGGAGCUCAGACAGCAGCGAACUCCAGAGGAUCUCCCAUGAGCCUAGUUAUGCACUCUCAGUAAGUGAUUUUGCUGACCUUCCAAGUGUCCAACAGCAGCUGUUCAGCAACAUUGACACAGUAUUUGUAGAGGUCACGUCUACCACUACCACGACGAUAGUUAGUUAG